Didymella exigua CBS 183.55 is the source of this 1520-nucleotide messenger RNA. Its product is annotated as alpha/beta-hydrolase. Lineage: Eukaryota; Fungi; Ascomycota; Dothideomycetes; Pleosporales; Didymellaceae. The transcript has 2 exons. The coding region runs from base 176 to 1468 and encodes 430 amino acids. The record is from RefSeq and is a predicted model, not a curated record.
GUUAUCUGCAGAGACCGUCGCGAAAACCUCCAACGUUUUCUCGAAGUGCUACGCUUCCCCGUUACAAACGUUUUGUACCCAUCAUCACCUGUCCGCACCUUUUUGUGAUCGUGUCGCACCUUCCCAUCGACAAGGCUGCCCAAGGUGAGAUCCAAGGGUCAACGCCGAUACCACAAUGUCUUCGCAGCACUUCAAGAUAGUCGAGCACGAGAUAGAAGCGUCGCAUAUCCGCAGCUUUCCUCGAGCCAUUGCUACGCACGAGAAUGAUGUGCUCCAUCUAGCUAUCAAGCAAUACACCCCGCUCAACAAUCCGAAUCCAGAAGAAGGAGAUAUUACAAUCAUCGCAGCACAUGCCAAUGCGUUCCCGAAAGAACUCUACGAACCACUUUGGGAUGAACUUCUUCUAAGGAGCCAGGACGCCGGCUUCAAGAUCCGCAGUAUCUGGAUGGCAGAUGUGGUCCACCAAGGCCACAGCAGCAUACUCAACGAGGACAAGCUCGGCAAUGACCCGUCAUGGCUCGACCAUAGCCGCGACCUUCUGCAUAUGGUCAACACUUUCUCCAGCCAGAUGCCACGUCCUAUCAUCGGUGUCGGUCACUCCAUGGGCGGUGCUCAAAUUGCGAAUCUUGCCUUACUUCACCCUCGUCUUUUCGAGUCUUUGGUCCUCAUCGACCCUGUCAUUCAAGGAAAGGUCUCAACCAAAGGCAAUAUCUCCCCUGCAUUCGCAUCCUCAAAACGUCGCGAUCUCUGGCCUUCCCGCACUGAAGCAGCAAAUAGCUUCAAGAAGAGCAAUUUCUACCAGUCAUGGGACUCGCGAGUAUUAGAGCGAUGGAUCAAGCACGGUCUGCGUGAUGCUCCCACUAAGCUCUUCCCCAACGCGAAGAAGGGAGAAGUAACGCUUACAACUACGAAGCAUCAGGAAGUCAUGACAUUUUUGCGACCGAACUUCAGGAACCGUGGCGGCGAGACGGAGCCAGACUCUGUUGACUUUACGCUCAGCAAUCCGAAGCUCAAUCGCAGAACACAUGCAGAUCUGACGCCGUACGAAGGGCCGCAGGAGCCCUUCUACAGGGGUGAAAGCGCAAUCGUAUUCAAUCAGCUACCUGCUCUGAGGCCGUCGGUGUUUUACGUCUUCGGAAGCUCAUCGUUCUUGACAAACGACGCUAUCAUUGAGGAGAAGUUAGCGAAGACAGGAUCAGGUGUUGGUGGGAGUGGUGGAAGAGCAGAAGGUAGGGUGGACAGCAUCCUGCUGCAGGACGCUGGGCACCUAAUCCCCAUGGAACGAGUGGAAGAGAGUGCAGAUCACAUCAGCAAGUGGGUAGGGAAGGAGAUGGCUAGAUUCUGGGACUGGCAAAAGAAGACACAAGAGGAGUGGGGAAGUAAGAAGGGCAUAGAGAGGAGUGUAAUGAGUGAGCGUUUUGUGGAAGAACUCAAUGGCAUGAUGGCGAAACCGAAGGCUAAACUGUAGUAGCAGGUUGGAUGCGCACUUCCCCAAUACGACAGAUUACCCAUUUGAUGUU